AUGAAGGCUUUUCACACCAGCGUUGUGAUUUUUCUCUGGGCUAAACUUGUAAUUGCUGUGCUUACUUUGGAGAUUGGAGCAUACGAUAUUGAACGGGGCAGACCAGCAAAAUGUGAACCCAUUACCAUACCUAUGUGUCAGGGAAUAGGCUACAACAUGACAAGGAUGCCCAACUUCAUGAAGUAUGAGAGUCAGGAUGAGGCAGGAAUUAAACUGAAUGAAUUUGCUCCUUUGGUGGAGUACGGAUGUCACGUGCACCUGCGUUUCUUCCUCUGUUCGCUUUACGUCCCUAUGUGCACUGACCAAGUGUCCACCACGAUCCCGGCAUGCCGUCCGAUGUGCGAGCAGGCCAGGCAGAAAUGCUCGCCUAUCAUGGAAAAAUUCAGCUUUGGCUGGCCUGACUCAUUAGAUUGCUCCAAGUUGCCAACCAAGAAUGAUCCCAAUUCCCUUUGUAUGGAAGCACCAGAGAAUGACACUAAGCCAGAGACCAAGAAGGGAGAAGGUAUGCUUCCAGUACCGCCCAGGCCGAGGCAGCCAAGCUCUGGGACUGGACACUCUUCGAGCGGUGCGGAGCCUUGCGAGAACCAAGAGAAGUUCCAGUACGUGGAGAAAAGCGAGUCGUGCGCGCCGCGAUGCUCCUCUAAUGUGGACGUCUACUGGUCCAGACAGGACAAAGACUUUGCUUUCAUAUGGAUGGCGGUUUGGUCUACUCUUUGCUUUAUAUCCACCGCUUUCACUGUGCUCACCUUCUUACUGGAUCCCCAGCGUUUCCAGUAUCCGGAGCGACCCAUCAUCUUCCUCUCCAUGUGCUACAACGUCUACUCCGUGGCCUUCAUCAUCAGGUCCGUCGCGGGCGCCGAAAACAUCGCCUGUGACCGCGAAAACGGGGAACUUUACAUUAUCCAAGAGGGCUUGGAGAGCACGGGCUGCACCAUUGUCUUUCUCAUCCUGUACUACUUUGGCAUGGCCAGCUCCAUCUGGUGGGUAAUCCUCACCCUGACGUGGUUUCUGGCAGCAGGUAGGAAAUGGGGGCACGAGGCGAUUGAAGCGCACAGUAGCUACUUUCACAUGGCUGCGUGGGGUAUUCCUGCAAUGAAGACCAUCAUCAUCCUCACCAUGCGUAAAGUGGCCGGGGAUGAACUGACCGGCUUGUGUUACGUGGGCAGUAUGGACGUCAACGCUCUCACUGGAUUUGUCCUCAUUCCCCUGUCGUGCUAUCUAAUCAUUGGUACUUCUUUCAUCCUGACCGGAUUCGUCGCUUUGUUUCACAUACGUAAGAUCAUGAAAACGGGAGGCACCAACACGGAAAAACUGGAAAAACUCAUGGUGAAGAUCGGGGUUUUUUCCAUCCUCUACACUGUUCCCGCCACGUGUGUUAUCAUUUGUUAUUUCUAUGAGAGACUUAAUAUGGAUUACUGGAAGUUCAGGGCGUUGGAGAGCAAGUGUGCGUCUUUUCCCGGACGAAGGAACGAAGACUGCUCCCUGGACACCUCAGUGCCCACUAUGGCAGUGUUUAUGCUGAAAAUAUUCAUGUCCCUAGUGGUGGGCAUCACCAGUGGUGUGUGGGUGUGGAGCUCAAAGACUCUACAGACUUGGCAAAGGGUCUGGUUAAGAAUAGUGUGCUCUGAGGGUAUGGACCAACUAUUCAUCAUGGCUGCAACAAUAGCUGCCCCGGGAGUGGACAGCGGUAUCGGGGACGGGACGGAGACAGCAGAGAGGGCGCCAAAUGCCUGUAGUGUUUAUGGAGAGGAGGCAUGUGCCUGUAGUCCCACGGGACAUGGCCCCCUAGCUGGUGGAGCUGGUCGACGUGGUAGCCCCACUCUCUGUAUCCUUCAUAUGGUUACCCUCUCAGAGGAGAUUAUGGCCGUGCCCGGUGGGCAAUAA
This is a messenger RNA of Chanos chanos (milkfish), 1884 nucleotides long. Its product is annotated as frizzled-9-like. Gene Ontology annotation, molecular function: transmembrane signaling receptor activity; Wnt-protein binding. The transcript has 3 exons. Gene Ontology annotation, cellular component: membrane. Bases 1 to 1884 code for a protein of 627 amino acids. The record is from RefSeq and is a predicted model, not a curated record. Gene Ontology annotation, biological process: canonical Wnt signaling pathway; non-canonical Wnt signaling pathway. Lineage: Eukaryota; Metazoa; Chordata; Actinopteri; Gonorynchiformes; Chanidae.